Rhopalosiphum maidis (corn leaf aphid) is the source of this 1048-nucleotide messenger RNA. RefSeq names its product WD repeat domain-containing protein 83. Bases 118 to 1014 code for a protein of 298 amino acids. Gene Ontology annotation, biological process: mRNA splicing, via spliceosome. The record is from RefSeq and is a predicted model, not a curated record. Gene Ontology annotation, molecular function: protein binding. The transcript has 6 exons. NCBI's taxonomy places the organism in Eukaryota, Metazoa, Arthropoda, Insecta, Hemiptera, Aphididae. Gene Ontology annotation, cellular component: catalytic step 2 spliceosome.
GGUAUAAAUCCUGUUGUGUUUAUAAAAUAGGAAUUUGAAUAUUUGAUCGGUUGUCAAAGUUUCUAUGUUUGAUUUAUACUUAUUAGUUUAAUUUUAGUGAUUUCAGGAACUUACGAAAUGGAUUUGAAGUGUGUAUCGAAUACAAAAUGUGACCAAGGAGCAAUACGCUCUGUGAGGUUUAAUGUGGAUGGUGAAUAUUGCCUUACAUGUGGUAGUGAUAAGAAAAUUAAACUCUGGAAUCCAUUUAAGGAGUUGUGUUUGAAAACAUACGCUGGUCAUGGAGACUGUGUAAUGGAUGCAUGUGGUUCAUGCGAUAGCAGUGAAUUGGUAUCAUGCGGAGCUGAUAAAUCAGUCGUAUUAUGGGAUGUGUCAGAUGGGCGAGUAAAACGCAGAUUACGGCAGCACGCUGCUACAGUGAAUUGCGUUGAAUAUAAUGAAGAUUCCUCAGUUGUAGUGUCAGGAUCGAAUGACAACACUGUUUGUUGUUGGGAUACUAGAAGUCGCAACAAUAGCCCAAUACAAGUUUUAAAAGAAGCCAAAGACAGUAUUACUAAAGUUUUAGUAGUAGGCCAUCAAAUUCUAACGGGUUCAUUAGAUUGUUUUUUAAGAACUUAUGACAUAAGAAUGGGAAAUUUGGAUGCUGACUUUAUUGGAAAGCCAAUAUCAUGUAUUAGUUCAACACAAGACAAUAUGUGCACUUUAGUAAGCUGUACAGACAAUACAUUGAAGUUAAUGGAUAAACAAAAAGGAGAACUAUUAAAUGAAUAUACAGGUCAUACAGUCGGUGAUUAUUUUAUUGAAAACUGUGUAUUUCAUAAUGAUAGCAUAAUAAUUAGUGGAUCAACCUGUGGACAUCUGUGGUGUUGGGAUUUUGUCAGUGCUAAACUUAUAGAGAAGUUAAAACCUAAUGACAAUAUUUCAUACACACAAUCCAUCAAUUCGAUUAGUACACACCCCAGUAAAAAAGUACUAUUAGCAUCAUGCGGGCCUUGUAUUAGUCUUUGGUCUGAAUAAUUAUUAUUCAAUUCAAAUAUAAUUGAAACAUGGU